AGUCAGCUCACACUUCACACUUGUCGACUUGUCAUCUCUCUCAGCUCCCGGCAAUAAAUUAGAAACACAACGAAUUAUCAUUCCAAAAGGAGUUUUACGACUUGGUAAUACUAAUUACUGACAACGACGACGACAUAAGUUGCCGAAAAACACAACAUAAUCUUCCCACGAAUGAGAAGAAUGAGUAAUUUUGUGCUAGAUUCGUUAGCCACUUCGUCCUCUUCAUCGUCACGGCUUGGCAGGUGGACCGUUUCUUCUUCAGGUGGCGAAACCCCCUUGUCCGUACCUACGCCAGCAUUCCUCGUUCAUACUUUGGGUGGAAGUGUGCCUCACCUCACAGCAGAUGUAUUGCUUCAACAUGUUUUUCCCGAACAGCGACCCCCACUCCUUGUCUCUAUCGACAAUUGUGCCACCUUUGUCGACAGCGUGGCACAAUUUGGGUCGGGCAUUGCUAAAUUUGCGGGCCUUCCACAGUUUCCUGUCUUCCUUUCGCCGCACAAUCCAGGAAAGAAGGUUCUUCCCAGUGGGUAUAAUAUUGGGGAGAGUGUGGCACUCUGGGGACGGAGGGGCAAGACUGCACUCACCGUGGCCGAACACCAACGGAUCGUAGCUGCUUUCAAGCCUCAAUUUUUUCAAACCCUGAGUGACUACGAUAUUAGCUCAACCAGUGGUCUGAAACGGAUGAAGAAGUCAACUACAAGAACGUUAGAAUUUUUGGACAAGACCACGAGCGGGAGUAGUAACGGUGCUGACCUAUUUGCUACCGUGGAGCUGGGAUGGUUUAAAGUAGAUGGGGAGGAAGCCAAUAAAACGGUGAAGGCCAUGCUGACAAAUAAAUUGGAUGCGAUCAAAGGGUUCAUCAUUUCAGGCGUCACCCUUUCGCUUUCACCCAACAAAACUGAAGGACAGAAGAAGGGUCCAAUGAAUAAUAAAAAACGCACACAGAUGGACACUGAGAAAAAGUCUUCCCUCAAUAGUACACCAGUCGAGGACAAGGCAGACGAGGAUGACAAGUCCACUGAUUCCACCAAAACUAGUGACUUGGACUACGCUGCCAUUUCAGAGGUUGUUGCCCUCCUUCCAGCCCACUUACCCCGCUACGUCCCAGGCCCUUUGAGCCCGUAUGAAAUUCUGGAACUCGUCCUCCUUGGGGUCGACUUAUUUGACUCUUCCUGGGUCACGGCCAGCGCUGACUUGGGACACGUCCUCGUCUUGGACGAACUGACGAAAUAUUUCCCGGAUGGACAUGAGGUCAAGAUAAAUAAUGAAUCCCUGCCUGGCGGAAAGAAUGGUGACGAGGGGACAAACAGUUCGAAUGAAACGGGAUGCACUAUUUCAAUCAAGGAUAAAAAAUAUUUCUCCGACUUCACCCCACUUUCGAGCUCCUGCUCCUGCUACACGUGUCGCAAACAUACGAAAUCCUACCUUAAUCAUUUAUACGCCACGGAAGAGUUACUCGGACCAGUUCUUGUCAUGAUACACAAUUUGACCUCCUUCAACACCAUGAUGGCCACGAUACGUCACGUCGUAAAGAAGGAUGCUGGCGUAUCAUCCCAAACUGAAAGUAGUACCAGCUCACAAGAGAGUUUGGACCGAUUAAAGCAAUGCCUCAAGCCAUGUUAACAAAAAAAACAACGACAAAUUAUUUCUUAGGGGGUACAAAAUGUUUGAAUGGUGAGUGUCUGAUUUCGUUUUAAAUAGUUUUUUUUCUUAUGAAAACAUUUAUUAAUUGAUUGAGUAAUAUUGUUGCUUCUGACUUUGUUGAUAAUUAA
Messenger RNA from Folsomia candida, 1772 nucleotides. RefSeq names its product queuine tRNA-ribosyltransferase accessory subunit 2. Bases 172 to 1623 code for a protein of 483 amino acids. The transcript has 6 exons. The record is from RefSeq and is a predicted model, not a curated record. Gene Ontology annotation, molecular function: tRNA-guanosine(34) queuine transglycosylase activity. NCBI's taxonomy places the organism in Eukaryota, Metazoa, Arthropoda, Collembola, Entomobryomorpha, Isotomidae.